Messenger RNA from Dromaius novaehollandiae (emu), 2214 nucleotides. It is a transcript of the gene SP5, whose product is annotated as Sp5 transcription factor. The transcript is spliced from 2 exons. The record is from RefSeq and is a predicted model, not a curated record. Lineage: Eukaryota; Metazoa; Chordata; Aves; Casuariiformes; Dromaiidae. Gene Ontology annotation, molecular function: DNA-binding transcription factor activity, RNA polymerase II-specific; RNA polymerase II cis-regulatory region sequence-specific DNA binding. The coding region runs from base 644 to 1741 and encodes 365 amino acids. Gene Ontology annotation, biological process: regulation of transcription by RNA polymerase II.
CUUGGAGGCAUCGAGCCCUGCCAGCGGAAUCCGGGGGCAGAUUUCUCGGGCGAUAACAAAGACACACAGUCACUUCAGGGCUCUGCCACAAAUCCUUAAUUGCAAAAAAAAAAAAAGAAGAAGAAGAAGGGGGGGAUCCAGUGUCUUGCACAUCCAGUGCGAGGGUCUCCAGGCGGUAAGGGGUCCUUUGAUCAAGAAAAUCCAAUUAUUUGUGUAUAUACAUUUCCCACAUAGUGAUUACUUCAUUAAUUGUCCCGCCUUUAUCUCCUCCCUUCCCAUCCCCCCUAAUAAUCAGUUCUUUUAUCCCGACCAACAAACACACCAUAGGAGCUUUGUGGAUUCAAAGGAUUUGCUUUCGCUUCUGAAAGAGCCGCUAUUCUUUGAUGAUUGGGUAGCGGCAAACUUCAAAGCCGUAAAUCUUCCCUCUGACUGGCUGGCGGCCCCGCAAAGUCCUUAUCAAAUUCUUGGAGGUGAUCCUGGAGCCGGCAGACCGUCCGCGCAGAUCGCGCCGCGCGGGGGGCGCCGCGGCCGCGCGGGCCGGAGCCAGGGGGAGACCGCGCAGCCCGCGUCCGCCCCUCGGCGCCUCCAUGCCGCGGCCCUGCCCCGGCGCCCUGCCCUCGCCGCGCCGGCGCCGGCGCUAGCCAUGGCCGCCGUGGCCGUGCUCCGCAACGACUCCCUGCAGGCUUUCCUCCAGGACCGCACGCCCAGCGCCUCCCCGGACGUGGCCAAGCACUCGCCGCUGGCGCUGCUGGCCGCCACCUGCAGCCGCAUCGGGCAGCCGGGCGCCGCCGCCGCGGACUUCCUGCAGGUCUCCUACGACCCGGCGCUGGGAUCGCCGUCCAGGCUCUUCCACCCGUGGGGCGGCGAGAUGCCGGCGCACUCGCCGGGGGCGCUGCCGCCGCCGCACCCCAGCCUGGGGCUGACGCCGCAGAAGAGCCACCUGCAGCCCUCCUUCGGCGGGGCGCACGAGCUGCCGCUCACCCCCCCCGCCGACCCCUCCUACCCCUACGAGUUCUCCCCCGUCAAGGUGCUGCCCUCCUCCAUGGCGGCGCUGCCGUCCAGCUGCGCCCCCGCCUACGUGCCCUACGCGGCGCAGGCCGCGCUGCCGCCCGGCUACUCCAACCUGCUGCCGCCGGCGCCGCCCUGCCGGCAGCUCUCGCCCAACCCGCCGCCCGACGACAUCCCCUGGUGGAGCCUCCAGCAGGCGGGCGCCGCGGGCGGCUGCGGCCACCGCUUCCCCGCCGCGCUGCAGCGCGGGCUGGUGCUGGGCCACUCGGACUUGGCGCAGUACCAGACGCAGAUCGCCGCCCUGCUGCAGACCAAGUCUCCCCUGGCGGCCACGGCCAGGAGGUGCCGCCGCUGCCGCUGCCCCAACUGCCAGUCGGCGGCGGGCGGCGCCCCGGAGGCGGAGCCGGGCAAGAAGAAGCAGCACAUCUGCCACGUCCCCGGCUGCGGCAAGGUGUACGGCAAGACGUCGCACCUGAAGGCGCACCUGCGCUGGCACACGGGCGAGCGGCCCUUCGUCUGCAACUGGCUCUUCUGCGGCAAGAGCUUCACCCGCUCCGACGAGCUGCAGCGGCACCUGCGGACUCACACGGGCGAGAAGCGCUUCGUGUGCCCCGAGUGCGGCAAGCGCUUCAUGCGCAGCGACCACCUCGCCAAGCACGUCAAGACCCACCAGAACAAGAAGCUCAAGGCGGCGGCGGACGGCGUCAAGCGGGAGGACGGCCGCGACCCGUGACCGCCGCGCCGGGACGAGGGGCCCCGCGGGCGGACGGGCGGGCGGCUCGCGGGCUCGGCCGGCCCCGGCCCCGGCGGCGGGACGGCGGCGGCCGCGGCCCCGCGACUGGACGCUGCGGGGGGCUGGGCCGCACCGGGACGGGCGCCGCCGCCCCUUCGCCCCGCGGCGGGAGCGGGGCCGGGGCCGGGGCCGCUGCCUGAGGGGCCGGAGCGGUCGCGGGGGGGGCUCGCGGGCGUCUGGGCGGGGGGCGGCGGUGAGGCCAGCCCGGAGACCGGUCCUCGCUACUUUCAGGGGAAAAGACUGAACUUUUGUGUACAGCUUAUUUAAUAGUUUCGUUUGAAUACACGUGUUUUUUUCCUUGUCCUUGGCUCCAUGCGGGGGCUCCAGCAUGAGAUGUUUCUGUACAGCGACCUGCGACUGCAGCGUGAAAAUAAACACGUUAACACUGGGGUCACGUUGGGAAGACCCACUGA